Molecule: messenger RNA, 1531 nt
Organism: Lates calcarifer (barramundi perch)
Lineage: Eukaryota; Metazoa; Chordata; Actinopteri; Centropomidae
Exons: 9
Coding region: 167-1531 (454 amino acids)
Biological process (GO): cell surface receptor signaling pathway
Molecular function (GO): transmembrane signaling receptor activity
Source: RefSeq, a predicted model, not a curated record
AGUAGCAAUGUCAACAACCGGCUUGCCAGUGUGGGAAUCAGACCAACACAGAGGAGAAUGAGAAAGAACCCAGGGAGUGAAGAAAGGAAUAUGAUUUAAUCCAAGGCUACAAAGGAAGAGAUUAAAGAUUACCUAUUGCAUUUACCUGCCUUCAAAGCUAAGGGUAAUGAGUGGAGGAAAACAGCUGCCGUUCCUGGCAGUGUUUGUGCUCCUGGUGAGAUGUCAGCAAAAGCCAACGGUAACUAUGACACCUGAAUUAAAGACGAUCUUCUCUGGGGACCUGUUUUAUUUGGGGUGUAACAGCAAGACAAGUGGGAGCAGCGUGAAAUGGUACUUUAAUGACAGCGAACAACAUCAGACCAAAGAAAUCUUUGAGAUUGCAGUUGCUUCCCCCAAACACUCAGGCUCCUACCAAUGUGAGACCAACGGACAAAAGAGCGACACAUUUUCGAUCAGCGUCAUAGAACACGGUCCCAGUGCCUCACUCACCAUCAAGACAGGUCAUCCAGUGAUGCCGAAAGGAGGUGCAGUCAUCCUGCAGCUUUACCAUGAGGAUGGUCUGGAUGGAUGGUUGUGCUGGGUCUACAGGAGAGAAAAAAAACAGAGGAAGUCGAUUAGGUUCAAAUCACUGGACACUCCGACAGACUUCACUUUUCAGACCUUACUGACUGACCCGAUGUCCAUUUUCUGGUGUACCAAUAAGACUCAGCAAGAGAAGAGAAGUAACCAGGUCACAGUUAGGAUCUCAGAUCAGGACAUAUUUCUGGAAAUGUAUCCCCUGCCUGCUGUAGUUGGGGAACCUUUGACUCUGAGGUGCCUCGUUUGGGGCACAGAUAGAAUUAGCAAAGCUGUUUUCUACAAAGGAGAUACAGUCAUUGCGGAUGGCAAAGCAUUUACCCACAAAAUCAAAGAUGUGACAGAAUCUACAGAAGGAAAAUAUAAGUGUGAUGCCACCUACACACAUGUGGCCCGCACUGCCGGGCCAGAUUAUCAUAAGUUCUCUGAUGUUCAAGAUGUGUUUGUCCAAGUGGCUCCUAUCAAGGCAGUUCUCGAUACAGACAAUGGCUUGCGGUGUUCUUGUUCAAGGUGUGGCAGUGAUGUUACCUAUCACUGGUACAAAAAGACUGAUGAUCGUUGGGAACGAAUGGAUGUCACCUCAAACCCCAUGACACCAGAAGUGGGUGGAAAUUAUGCAUGUAAAGCUAAGUGGAAAACCAGCCAGUCUGUUAUGAGCAACGUCCACACUUAUCACACCAGCUCAAACCUUGUCAUGGUCUUAGUCAUCUUACUGGUAGUGGCUGGUAGUGUGACCGUGCUGAUAGGUUUCAUAUUUUAUAGGAGGAGAAAUGUCACAGGCCCAGUUUACGAGGAUGUGCCAAGGAGAUUACAAGAAGGCGAUGAAAACUAUGAGAUGCUGCAGAAGGCAGGUAGCAGCCAAAGGGAGACACCCUAUGACACCCUUCAACCAGAAGCAUCAGGCAGAGCGAAGAAAGAGGGUGAAUACGAAGCCGCUGAAAGAAAGAGGGAAUGA